AUGCUCAGCGUCAAGACUCUCUUCAUUGGCGUUGCAGUCGGCCUCACUGCCGUCAGCAUCGUCCACGCUGCUCCUGGCCUUCUCAGUGGCGACGAGAACCGCGCCCUUUCCAUGCUCAACACUGCUCGUUCCGAGGCAGGUGUCCCUGCCAUUCUUUGGGACAACAAGCUCGUGCAGGACGCCGACCUCUGGGCGACUGCGCUCGCCGCUCAGGGCUACAUUGGCCGUGCUCCUGCUCAUCAGCGUGAUGGUGCUGGCGAGGUCAUUGCCUACUUCAGCUCUGUGGCCAAGGACAGCGUUCAGGUCACCAACCCUCUCGCCUCGGCUGUCAAGCUUUGGCUCAGCUUCAAGGAUAUGAACAAUUUCCAGACCACCGUCGAGAACUACUACGAGACUUGUAGCACCACUGAGCAGCUUCUCUCCGAGAAGGUGACUCACAUCGGUUGCUCUACCCGCCUGGGCAGAAAGGAUGGCGCUCCGGACCCUCUCACCUCCUUCACCGUCUGCCGUGUCUUCAAGGACGUUGAGCCCCCCGCUAUCUUGGCUCGUCAGGAUCUCAGCCCUGGUCCCUUCCAGGGCGACAUCACCUUCUUCAACCCUGGUCUUGGCGCCUGUGGCUGGACUGACAACGACAACUCCAUGAUUGUUGCCAUCUCCCACAUCAAGAUGGGUUCCCAGUCCAACGGAAAUCCCCUCUGUGGCAAGACUGUCCGCAUUCAGGCCGAGGGCAAGUCCGUCGACGUUAAGGUGACUGACAAGUGCAUGGGUUGCGCUGAGAACGACAUUGACGUCAGCCCUGCCGUCUUCAAGGCCCUCCUGGGUGACCUUGGCCGCGGCCGCGUCAGCGGUGUGACUUGGAGUCUUGUCUAG
Molecule: messenger RNA, 870 nt
Organism: Colletotrichum godetiae
Lineage: Eukaryota; Fungi; Ascomycota; Sordariomycetes; Glomerellales; Glomerellaceae
Product: SCP-like extracellular protein
Exons: 3
Coding region: 1-870 (289 amino acids)
Source: RefSeq, a predicted model, not a curated record